Messenger RNA from Erigeron canadensis, 573 nucleotides. Its product is annotated as ethylene-responsive transcription factor ERF026-like. Bases 1 to 573 code for a protein of 190 amino acids. Lineage: Eukaryota; Viridiplantae; Streptophyta; Magnoliopsida; Asterales; Asteraceae. The record is from RefSeq and is a predicted model, not a curated record. Gene Ontology annotation, biological process: regulation of DNA-templated transcription. The transcript has a single exon. Gene Ontology annotation, molecular function: DNA binding; DNA-binding transcription factor activity.
AUGAGGGCCUCUUCUUCCGUCACAGCAACCUCUGGUAGUAGUGGUGCCGCCACUACAGGGAGACACCCGACUUAUCGCGGCAUACGGAGUCGUAGUAACGGGAAGUGGGUUUCGGAGAUACGGGAGCCGCGUAAAAGCAAACGCAUAUGGCUUGGGACUUAUGCCACCCCAGAGAUGGCUGCCGCGGCUUAUGAUGUGGCUGCUCUGUCACUCAAAGGCACCGAUUGCAUGUUGAAUUUCCCAGAUUUUGCCGGGUCCUACUCCGUGCCGGCUUUGCCAGAGCCUGCUUUGAUAAGGACCGCGGCUGGGGCUGCAGCCCAACUGAUGAGGUCAGCAGCAGCAGCAGCUGCCGCUGAUGAUCGAAGGAGCUCGUUAUUAAUAGUAGAUGAUCAUGAUCAUGAUCAUGAGCAGCAGCUGCAUCAUGUGGAUGUCGAUGAAGAUACCCUUUUCGGGAUGCCGAAUCUGUUGGCGGAUAUGGCGGAAGGAAUGUUGAUGAGCCCGCCACCGCAAAUCACUACCGAUUAUCCAUCGCAGGGGCCCUCUACUGAUUGUCAUAAUUUGUGGAAUUAUUGA